GCAAGAAUUUGCAAAAGAUAAAAUUGCUCGUGUAAUUCGUUAUUCAGGUAAAAAUUACUUGAUAGGCAUCCCAACUUGUAAUGAAUUAGUUGCGAGAAAUGAUGAGGAAUCGACUUCAACUCUUAAUGAUAAAAUAGCAAACUAUCUCGAUAUUCCAUUUAUGCUAGUUGAUAUAGAAGAAGCUAAAGAAUAUAUUAAUCAAAUCCUUUAUUAUAUUCUUUGCCUUUAUGGAUAUCUCGUUAAUAGGCAGAAAGCAGUUGUCACCAUUACUGACAACAAGGGAGGCUCCAUAAAUAUGAGUUUAAUCCAAAAGGAAUGUAUAAAGGCAUGCCCUCUCUGUGGUUAUUAUUCAGAAAAAAAGCCAUAUCUUCACAUCACUACACCUAAUAAAGACCAAAGGUUUACCGCUCUUGAUAUCAUCUCAAUUUAUAAUUCAAAGGUUAAUACCAAAUGUAAAAUAGAGACAGCUUCAGAUAAUACAGGCACAUAUUAUCGUAAA
This is a messenger RNA of Racocetra persica, 499 nucleotides long. The record is from the annotation of a GenBank genome assembly. NCBI's taxonomy places the organism in Eukaryota, Fungi, Glomeromycota, Glomeromycetes, Diversisporales, Gigasporaceae.